This is a messenger RNA of Homalodisca vitripennis (glassy-winged sharpshooter), 503 nucleotides long. RefSeq lists its product as uncharacterized. Bases 57 to 392 code for a protein of 111 amino acids. The transcript has 3 exons. The record is from RefSeq and is a predicted model, not a curated record. Lineage: Eukaryota; Metazoa; Arthropoda; Insecta; Hemiptera; Cicadellidae.
AUGAACCAUUGUCACUACCUUUAAAUAAGUGCAAUUUGGAGUUGCGUUCAGUCAAGAUGGGGAUUCCACGAGAGAUUUUGCUUGUUCCUAUGCUUUUCCUUUGUGUAACUGCACAGGUACUCUCCUCUAGAGGUCAAAGCAGUCGCAGAGAAGAUGUUUUGAACACAGGCAAUGUACGCGACAAGGUGGUGUUCAACACUGACAACACUGGGCGAGGAUCUGGAGGAGGAUCUCGUGAAGGUUCCAAUGGCAAUGCAGAUUACAGCGACCUGGACUGUGACCUGAUCUUGAGGGAGUGUCAGUGUUUGUCACCCCAACCACCCCCUCAACCGCAGCGUCCUACAAAGCCCUCCCCGACUGUGCAACAGUGGGACUAUUACUGGUAUGAUUAAAGUGUCCCUGUUAGACCAACUCCAAAAUAUCUAUAAUGAGACAGGGUUAAUAAUACACUGCAAUCAGCCUAAUAUUUUAUGUAGUUGAUAUUAAAUAAAUGUAGCAAAAUA